UCGGGACAGCGCGGAUCCGCCCGGGCACCGCUGGGGACGGCGCUGGCCCGCGGAGUUAACGCCCCGCUGGGGCGCACAUGAGCGGGGCGGGGGUGUCUGGCGCGGAUGGGGGAAGCAGCCGCUGCCCCUUUGCGCCCCUCCGCAGGGUGAGGCAGUGUUUCUCGGCUGCCGCUCACGCCCUGCCUGGCCCGGCCUCCUGCCUGCCUGCUGGUCUCUGACGGAGGGCUCUUGAUGCUGACUGUCCGUAUGUGUGUCCCCGGGCYUUUCCCGCCUCCCCCGCCUUUCCGUGGGUUGCGCGGGGGUCKCUAAGCCUCCGCGAGUUCCUAAAGGUUUGAGCCCCGGGCUGCGGGGACCCUGCCCAGGCGAGGGUGUCGUUGCGGGCACAGGGCCCGUCGGGGUGAUCACAUGCGGGGCAGCCGGACUGGUCAGUGAGAUAAAGCGAGUUAAUCUACAUGGAGGCGUGGGGGUGAUGGAAGAGCAGGGUGUGAUGGAGAAGGAGCCUGAGAUGCCUUUUAUGUAACCACAAAUAUUUUUUGUCAAUUCACAUCAGACGGUCACACGUGGCUCUGGCUGGGCCCGUAUUAUAUUUCACCGACAUUUUUCGUCUCUCUCCAAAAUAGGGCUGACUCGAGCUCCUGAGGGUGUCUCUCCGAAAAGAUGAUUCCCACUGCAGGACGAAGCGGGAAAGAGAAGACUGGAGACGACGCUUCUUGGGGCACGGGGCCCAGCGGGGGUGGCCGGCCCGAGCGGGGGCAGCGCCGAGCCUGCCGGGCAGCGUUUUUCUUCCUUCCUUCCUUGCGGAGAACAGGGCUCACUUAUUUCGGACCGAGUCCCCGAGCGGUACUAACCGUUCACCCACACAUUUUUAUUUUUUCCUCCUCCUUCUCUUUGCCUCCGUAAUGACGUCCACCAAGGGUGAAAUGAUGGAAAGUAUAUUCAUAGGCAUGAUUUCCAUUAAGUAUCAAUUAACCUGGAGCCUCAGCCAUGCGUGCACGGCGUCAAGGGUAAAUGUGCAUCUCAUUUCCCAGCGAUCUGCUCGCCUGGAAGGAAAUGACCCGGAGGGCCCGUUGGCAAGGGGCCCCGGCCGCUGCACGUUGUCGCCCUAGGGCACCCCACUGCCCUCGCUUGCACCCCGAAGACCCUGCGAGGGGCAUCGGCUCCCUCUGAGGGGCUCUGCCCUUGCSGGCCGGCGGUGCAGGCCGCGCUCCGGGCAGUGCAGCCGGGGUGAACCGGGCGGCGUCGCCCCGGGCAGCGCGCCUGCGGUUAUCGCGCGGGAUCUGCGCGGCCGCCUCGCCCCUGCGCGGCGGGGGUUUUCAGCAGCUCCUGGCGAGCGCACACCGGAGGGGGGAGCGGGGUUGCCGCGGCCGGGGUGGAUCCGGGCAGGGCUGUGCCGGGUUUUUUUCUUGCCCGAGGAGCGGCACAUGUAAACUGAAGCCAAAAGUCCCCCCUGAGCUCAUGAGCGUGUGUGUGUGUGUGUGUGUGUGCGUGCGCGGGCUGCUGUGUGCCUAAUAGGAAAUAGUAAAAGCAGUGAGGCAGGUCAUUUUGGGAGCGAUUAUAAUCCAGUCCUGGUCACCACAUACACGGAGAGCAGGAGCGGGGAGUGCACGGGCCAGCGACGGCGGCGGCGGCGGCGGCAUGAGCGCGGCGUAGAGGCACCGGCGGCGGCGGCGGCGGCGUGAGCAGCGCCCUGUACCCGCGCCCCCGCCCGCCGCUGCCCCCUCCCCGAUGAGCUCCUACUUUGUCAACCCGCUGUACUCCAAGUACAAGGCGGCGGCGGCCGCGGCGGCGGCGGCGGGGGAGGCCAUCAAUUCCCCGUACUACGACUGUCACUUCGCACCCGAGGUGAGCGGCCGACACGCCGCUGCCGCCGCCGCCGCUGCYGCCGCCGCUCUGCUCUACGGGAACGGCGCGGCCGCCGCCGGUUUCCCGCACCCCGGGCCCGGCGGGGCGGGGGGCGGCGGCGGCGCGGCCGCGGACUUUUACCACCCGGCCGGGGGGAGCCCCACGGCCGCCUACCAGCCGCCUCCUCCUCCCCCCGCCGCGCCUCCGCCUCCUGCCCCCUGCAGCGGGGUUACCUGUCACGGGGAGCCCGCUAAAUUUUACGGAUACGAUAACUUACAGAGACAGCAGAUUUUUACGACACAGCAAGAGGCCGAGCUGGUACAAUAUCCUGACUGUAAAUCGUCCAGUGCUAAUAUUGGCGAGGAACCAGACCACUUAAAUCAGAGCUCGUCUCCUGCUCAAAUGUUUCCCUGGAUGAGACCACAAGCGCCGGGUAGGAGGAGAGGAAGACAAACAUACAGCCGAUUCCAGACUCUAGAGCUGGAAAAGGAGUUCCUAUUUAACCCCUAUCUGACCAGGAAGAGAAGGAUCGAGGUGUCCCACGCACUAGGACUCACCGAGAGGCAGGUAAAGAUCUGGUUUCAGAACAGGAGGAUGAAAUGGAAAAAAGAGAACAACAAGGACAAAUUCCCCGCUUCCAGACAGGAGGGCAAGGAAGGGGAGGCCAAAAAGGAAGCACAUGAUCUGGAAGAAGACAGAGCCGAUGGCCAGACGAAUUAAUUUUUUCCCGAAAACUCUUUGUGAAAGUCAAUCAAAAAUAACCAGGGCAAAAGCCCGACAUCUCAGCUUAUCUACCCCUGUAUGUGAUCUUGCUGUGGGACGAGUGGCCCCGUGUCCCUCCGUUUGACAUUUCCCUGCUUCGGGUGCUUCACUUGUUUGUGCUUUUAUUUUGUUUAUAAGUGUAUCCGGAACGAUGUCUAGAUUUAACAUUUCAUCUACUUAUUUUUGCAAAUUUGAUACAGAGUUUGUAGCAAUAAAUUUCUAAUGAUAUAUAAGUAUAUAUAUAUUUGCAAUCUUAAAAGACGGUGAUUGUGGGAAACGACAUAAACUUCCUAAUAAUAAAUAUCAGUAAGCAAGACAUUUAACAACGCUUUAUUAAUCAAGACAAGUGCACUUGUACUAUUUUAAUUCUUGUUCUUAUGUCGAAUAAAUUAAAUGAAUUUAAUAAUCUUGAAGAAAAUAUCUUAGAAAUAUAUUUAACCUUCUUCUAUAAUAUUUGAUUAAAAUAAACCGAAUUUAUUCAAUUAUAAAA
Malurus melanocephalus (red-backed fairy wren) is the source of this 3094-nucleotide messenger RNA. It is a transcript of the gene HOXD8, whose product is annotated as homeobox D8. Gene Ontology annotation, cellular component: nucleus. The record is from RefSeq and is a predicted model, not a curated record. Gene Ontology annotation, molecular function: DNA-binding transcription factor activity, RNA polymerase II-specific; RNA polymerase II transcription regulatory region sequence-specific DNA binding. Bases 1726 to 2562 code for a protein of 278 amino acids. Lineage: Eukaryota; Metazoa; Chordata; Aves; Passeriformes; Maluridae. The transcript is spliced from 2 exons. Gene Ontology annotation, biological process: regulation of transcription by RNA polymerase II.